AUGUUUGACGAUGUUCUUGACGAAUGGCAGCGUGAUACCUCAAGGACGAGUAUACUGAAUGGCGACAAGGAGAGGUUUGAGAAGUCACGAGUCAUUGCAGAAGUACCCUUAAUUCCUACUUCAAGCUCAACUUCUCCAACACCUUCAACGCCUGGUCCUCCGCACAUUCCAGCAAAAUACGACCCAUCUAUCCUUCGCAUCCGAACAAUUCGUUUUGGGCCGUAUGACAUUCAGACGUGGUAUGAUGCACCCUUUCCUGAAGAGUUCUCCAAUAUCCCGGAGGGACGCCUUUGGAUUUGUGAAUUCUGUUUGAAGUAUAUGAAGAGUCGAUUUGGAGCGCAGCGGCAUCGGCUAAAGUGUAAGUGUCGGCAUCCGCCCGGUGAUGAGAUUUACCGAGACGGCUCGAUAUCUAUUUUUGAGGUGGAUGGCCGGAAGAACAAGAUAUAUUGCCAGCACCUAUGCCUUCUUUCGAAGAUGUUCCUUGAUCAUAAAUCACUUUUCUACGAUGUCGAACCGUUCUUGUUUUAUGUCAUGACGGAAGUGGACGAUAUUGGUGCUCGUUUCGUCGGAUAUUUCAGCAAGGAGAAAAGGAGCUCGAAGGAUCUUAAUUUGAGUUGCAUUAUGACUUUACCGGUGAGGCAACGGCAGGGAUGGGGAAACUUGUUGAUCGAUUUCAGCUACCUAUUGUCACAAAAGGAGGCCAAAUGCGGUACGCCAGAGAGGCCUUUGUCCGCGCUUGGUGCUAUUGGCUACAAGAAAUAUUGGACAUUGGCUAUAAUGCGGUUAUUACAUGAGGCUCCGAGUAAUCCGCGCCUAGAAGGUUUGUUCACACCUCGUGAUGCGAACAUUGAUCUCACAUUAUUAACUUCAACUUGUAACAGAUGUUAG
This is a messenger RNA of Fomitiporia mediterranea MF3/22, 888 nucleotides long. RefSeq lists its product as uncharacterized. Gene Ontology annotation, molecular function: histone acetyltransferase activity. The record is from RefSeq and is a predicted model, not a curated record. The transcript has 5 exons. The coding region runs from base 1 to 888 and encodes 295 amino acids. Gene Ontology annotation, biological process: regulation of DNA-templated transcription. NCBI's taxonomy places the organism in Eukaryota, Fungi, Basidiomycota, Agaricomycetes, Hymenochaetales, Hymenochaetaceae.